Messenger RNA from Culex quinquefasciatus (southern house mosquito), 1911 nucleotides. RefSeq lists its product as uncharacterized. The transcript has 3 exons. NCBI's taxonomy places the organism in Eukaryota, Metazoa, Arthropoda, Insecta, Diptera, Culicidae. The coding region runs from base 971 to 1579 and encodes 202 amino acids. The record is from RefSeq and is a predicted model, not a curated record.
GGUUUCAAAAUACUGCUCGAAAAAUAAAACUGCAACUCCGCGUUGCGGGUGGUCUGUUUCAGUUCUAUUUGAAAAAUGAAACAGCUAGAACAAAGAAGAGCCGCGUUGCAACCAGUCUAAUAAGAGCAGAAUACGAAGAGAAGGCAGAUGAGCCCAGCAGGCUUCGCAGGCUCGUUUAAGUCUAAAAGAUGUCUCGUUGAGGUAAAGGUAAAGUAGGCAAAAACAGAUUCAAUUUCGAUAGAUGUCUACAAGAAGUCUCGAUGAAAUGCAUGGAAAAAGUCGAUUAAAUUUUACGAAUUUUUCUUUGAUACGAUCACCUAAAAAAAUAGUCUUUUGCCCAUACAUGGUUUUCUUUUUAAAACAAAUAACAGUUUCAUAUAUAGGAGCAAUACGUAAGGAAAUGUACGCACUUUGUAAGGAAACUUGUAAGGGUGGAUUUUCAUGGAUUUUUCGAUGACCGACAUCGAAAGCGGCUUUCGAUGCUCGUGCUCAUAUUUUGCCAAAAACUCAUUUUUAUCAAUCAGGUUAAAUCGCAAAAUGGUUUGGAUUGAUAUUUUAUGGUAGUAUAAGCACAAACAAAUACAUACCCAUCGCCGGAAAGUUGCGAAAAUGCGAUUUUCCGACUUUUCAUUUUCGAUGCACGAGCAUCUUCAGACGACCGACAUCGAAAGCAUACUCACGACCAUGCUUUGCUAAAAUGUCCGUGCAUUGAAACCCACUCUAACGUUAGGGGGGCUGCGGCCGAGAAUCGGGCAUCGCCAGUGCCAGUUAAGACGCUUAAGCAAAGACACGCACCAUAAAAAUUUAAUGUUUUGUGUUGCUCACUCACACCAAUAUCAUUCGCGCUUGCAAGCACGUACACUGCCUCAAUAAUCGUAACGCGCAAACUGUCAAACAUGUUUGUUUGCUUUUGCAAAAGGUUUUAAAAAUAGUUUGUUGCUUGCGCGUUUUUUUUUCGUUUUUCGUGAAAAUGAAGGUUUUGUUUAUUUCCCUUUGCAGCUUCCUCCUCCGCCACCUCUUCCAAGCGGCGCACCGCUGGCAUCCCCGAAGACCCAAACAACAACCGAGGCCCUGGCCAAACCAAGGAGGAAGAAUGGUUCGUCCUCCAGGGCACGGUCAUCAAGGAGGAUCCAGCGCGGAUGGCUGCCAAAGGAGGAUGAGAAGCAGAGGACCGAUUGCUGCACCGGCACCAGUGGCGCUCUAUCCGGAUCGCACUUCCGCAAAUGGUUCUGCCGUGGUGCGAAUUCGCACAAACGGUCAAGCGAGUGAACUUUCUCCCUUCGGCAACAGUCGCUUCCCCAGCAGCAGAACAAACGUCCAGUACGGCGUUCAAGUGCCUAGUCGACACAGUGGCCCAAAACCAUUCCAGCUACUAUCUGCUGACCCAGCUGCUCAACAAGAACCAGCAGAGCGAGAUCUUGCGCCGCAUGAAGAACGCCGAGGCCGACACAAACCAACUAAAACAGCAGCUGGCAAGUCAACAGCCGCGCAUUCCGAUCCCGCAAGAGCUGCAGUUCCCCAUCCAGAAAACACACAGAACGUGCUGCUGCUAGACCAGCGCGGGAUACUGUACGAGUAGGCCGUCGAACUGACCGCUGCCAACAUAUCCAGUCCUUUCGUCGGGGCAGUUCCAACCUCCGGAGCAAACAAAUUUACCGCGCCGUCGGCUGCUAACCCAAUGUUCCCCGGCGGAUCAACCGCAGCCGAGCUGUCCAACUCGCUGCAGCAGAGGAUGCAUCUCUAGCAACCCCUGGGACGUCAUGCCGCCGGAGCCGGCCGUGGUCCGUCACCUGGAACCUCAACUGACCAGCUUAGAGUGCUGCGCAUUUGUUCCUUCAUUUUCCGAGAGAGAAUUAACUUCUUGCAGGAAAGCAGUUUUUCUUGUUCUGUUCAAAUUUCUGAAUUGUUAAU